CCCCGUUCCCCCCCGCUCUCUCCUCGCGAACGCUUCUUCCUCAGUUCAAUAGCUCGUAUUUUGGGGAUCGAUUUUUGAGCAUUUUUGGUGAUUCAAACUAGUAGAUAAGUUUGGUAAAAAGAUGGCGUGGAGGGGGCAGUUAUCUCGUAACAUUAAGGAGCUGCGGUUCCUUUUCUGCCAAACUUCGCCAGCUAGCACACAAACUCGGGAAUUUGUACAUCGUAACUACAAGGAUUUAAAGACCUUGAAUCCAAAGCUCCCUAUCUUGAUCCGCGAAUGCAGCGGCGUUGAGCCUCAACUCUGGGCUAGAUAUGAUAUGGGUGUUGAGAGAUGCGUCCGCUUGGACGGGUUGGCUGAAGCUCAGAUUAACACGAAACUCGAGGAACUUGUGAAGGCAGGAGAAGCACUUAAAGCUUGAUAGAUAUUCAUCUUGGUUUUGUUUCAAACUUAAUUUUAAUAAGAAAACCGUCAUCUCGGAGUAAUCUCCCGUUUCAAGAUUUAAGGAAAACACAGUUAUGCUCAUGUAAUAUUUAAUUUUGGUUCUCAUGUUAAUGAUCUUAUGGAAAACUGUUUCUUGGUUUGACAAUCUGUAAUAACGAACGAGCGUUGUAGAAGCACGACGAAGCACGACGAAGCACGACGAGAGUAUCAGCUAGUAAGACUCUGAUGAACUGUGAAUUGGUGCAGUUUAACCAUUUGAGAAUGAGAUCGAUCUGUCGGAGCUUUAUGAAGCGAAAGAAGCUUCUGACUGAUACCUGUGAUUGUUAUUUAUCUCUUUAAUCCAAAUUUUUUCAU
Molecule: messenger RNA, 795 nt
Organism: Ananas comosus (pineapple)
Lineage: Eukaryota; Viridiplantae; Streptophyta; Magnoliopsida; Poales; Bromeliaceae
Product: NADH dehydrogenase [ubiquinone] 1 alpha subcomplex subunit 2
Exons: 5
Coding region: 122-418 (98 amino acids)
Source: RefSeq, a predicted model, not a curated record